Messenger RNA from Cadophora gregata, 3400 nucleotides. RefSeq lists its product as uncharacterized. The transcript has 3 exons. The record is from RefSeq and is a predicted model, not a curated record. Gene Ontology annotation, biological process: proteolysis. NCBI's taxonomy places the organism in Eukaryota, Fungi, Ascomycota, Leotiomycetes, Helotiales, Ploettnerulaceae. Gene Ontology annotation, molecular function: aspartic-type endopeptidase activity. Bases 536 to 2650 code for a protein of 704 amino acids.
CUCAUCCCAUCCAUCGCACGUCCAUCCCGCCACGCCGCCCGACAUUUAAACUGGGGUUCAUCAGCCACCGUCAACAGCGGCCACCCAACCGGGAAAGAGCGUCCCUCUUGGCAGCCUCCCAAACCGGGAAGGCGCCAGCCCCUUAAGGUUGCUUUCCGUGCUUUCCCCAAACAAAAGAGCCACUGGCCCUCGCCCUCGCCCUCGCAUCCAUGCUGGAGCUUCUCGAGGUCCCCUCUCUACUUUCUUCUUCACGAUCACGCUCUUUUCAGCCUCGACAACCUCCUCAUCGACCUCACGUCCAUCUCCACCUCACCUCCACCCUCUCCUCGUCACAUCUGUACAUCUCCCAACAGAUGUCGCCGCGGUCCGAUUUGAUUUGAUCUGAUCUUUUUUCUCACCACACACACACACUCGUUCAGUGUUUUACUGUCCUCGACACUACGUCGCCCACAUUCAUUCAUUCAUUAUCUGACCUAAUAUACACUCUCUACCUGGUCCCAUCCCAAUCGUUUUUAAUAUAGGAACUACCGCCAUCAUGAUUUCAACUCUGUUCACCGUCGCCAUUUCCCUUGCUUCUCUUUCCUAUGGAUCCGCGAUCCCCGCCGCCAGACGUGAAUCUGGUAUCUUGAGACUGCCCAUCACCGCCGCCAAAAGCGCCCUGAAGAGACAAGUCGUCAGCCCUCUCGAGAAUGUCCAGACCGGCACCCGGUAUAUGGUUGAGUUCUCCAUCGGAACUCCUCCUCAAAACCUUGCCCUCUCACUUGAUACCGGAUCAUCUGAGACCUGGGUCAACCCUCAAUGUUCGACUGCUGGUCCUCAGGCAAACAUCGAUUUGUGCAACAGCUUCCCAACUUACAGCCCAAAUGCCUCAUCGACUGCCCUGGACUUCCAACAGGUCACCACUCUCAGUUACGGAAAGGGAACGGCGAAUGUCGAUUACUACUCCGAUGUCUUCAACCUUGGAGGCGCAACUGUUACUGGUCAACAAUUCGGUGUUGCUACUUCGAGUAGUGAUCUCCCAGUUGGUUUGAUGGGUGUUGGUCCCGGUAUUGAGUUGACUGGUUACCCCAUCAUCAUUGAUACCCUUGCCACACAGGGUGUUACCAACAGCCGUGCCUUUUCUCUUGACUUGAGAAGUUAUGAGUCUCCAGAUGGUGCUAUCAUCUUCGGUGGUAUUGAUACCGCCAAGUACUCCGGCUCCUUGGAGAAGUGCCCCAUCAUCCCUGCUGCUCAGGCUCCAGACUCCUUCCCUCGUUACUGGAUCCACAUGAAGUCUGUUGGCAUCACCAAGCCAGGAGAGGUCACUUCAAAGCUUUAUGCACCAUCAUCCAGUGAUCCUCUUGGUCAACCAGUAUUCCUUGACAGUGGUGGAACUCUCAGCCGUCUCCCAACUACUCUCUUCAACGCCAUUGUUGCCGAUUUCCCAGGUGCAACCGAGGAUGGAUCUUCCGGUCUUUACCUGGUCGACUGUUCCGUCGGCGAUCAAGCUGGUACCGUUGACUUUGGAUUUGGAAACACCAUCAUCAAUGUUCCUUUCAAGGAGUUCAUCUGGCACAUUGAGGGAUUCUGUUACCUUGGUAUUGCCGCCGAUGAUGUUUCCCCAGUUCUUGGAGAUUCUUUCCUCAGAGCCGCGUUCGUCGUCUAUGAUCAAGAUAACCAGAACUUGCAUCUCGCUAAUGCUCAGAACUGCGGAACUAAUUUGGUAGCUAUCGGAACUGGUCCAGAUGCUGUUCCUUCAAUUGCUGGACAGUGCGGCGCUACAUCAACCUCCUCGUCUUCUUCAUCUUCUGCCACCAGCACCAGCUCGAGCACCAUCUCAUCCAGCAUUUCAUCCUCUGUCUCAUCUUCUAUUACAUCUUCUGUCUCGGCAUUCCCUACCAUCUCAGCAAACUCUACUGGUCUCUACCCAAUGUCGAACUACAGCUCCACCGCUGGACCAACUGCGUACCCCACCUACACAACUUCGACCGUGUACUCAACCUCCCAGUACACCGUCACCGCUUGCCCAGCCUCAGUUACCGACUGCCCUAUUGGCAAGGUCACAAAGACUGUCGUCCAGUACACCACUGUGUGCCCGGUAUCUCAAGCACCUACGAUCACCUCCAAGCCCGCCUACGACUUCCACACCACGGAGAAGACCAAGACUGUCUAUGCCACCAAGACUUAUACCAUUUCCAAGUGCGCUCCAGAGGUCAAGGAUUGUCCAUAUGGAUCAACCACCACCACAGUCACCCCAGUUUCCACUUCAGUUCACUACAUCAGCUAUGCCGUUACAACAGUUUCUGGAUACCCCGUGGCUCCUUAUGAGUUGGUCGCCCACCCAGCUCCAGUUGCACCUGUUGUUCCUAUCCAAUACCCAGUUCCUGUCAAGCCAGUCCCAACUGGUGUCAAGCCUGGAUCAUACAACCCAGUCACAACACCAGUUUCUGGUCCGGAGGUUAGCCCAGCACCAUACCCAACUGGUCCACCAGCUUCAUAUGCCCCAACCCCAGUUGCCGCCAGUGAUUUCCCCACCUACACUCCUAUUCCCAGUGGCGCAUACCUACCAACCGGGACGGGAGUUCCAUUCACCGGCGCAGCUAGCUCGAUGAAGAUCGGACACGUUUGGGCUUUCGCAACAAUUGCUUUGGGAUUUUUGGUUAUGGUUUAAAUUUAUGAGUCGGAUCGGGUUGGGGUCAUAGGAGGGGUAAUAUAGGACUCGGCUGGAUUGGUUGGCUUUUCCCUUUUUCGCUUCAUUUCAAAUUCUGCAUCAUACAUCCUCUUUAUGUCCUUUAGAUGUGACAUAUGAGGCACUGGCCAUGGGGCAAUGAAUGUAUAAUUUAAUCAAACUCGAGUGGAUUGUACGUCGAACGUGCGUUCCUUCUUUGUUAUCGGUUCUGUGUGCUGGUGCUCUCUUUUACUUGUGGUGUCGCGUUGACUCUCCCUGGUACUUUCGUUCCAGUGAAGGUAGAUAGACGGCACAUCGCUAAGCUGAAGUCAGCCUGAUAGAUUUGUCUGAGAAGCUGGGAUUGGGACUGGCAAUGCGAUUGGGAAAGAAGGGAAGGUAUUAGAGUGGAUAGAGUGAUGAAGGGUUUUGUGGUGUUGGGUUUUGGACUUGGAUUUGGACUCAGGCAUUCAACUUGGUGUGAGAGUCUUGCCUGGUUCUUGUGUCUGUCUGGGUUCGUUCGUGUGCUUUUGUUUACUUGCCCCUCUCCCCAUUGGCCUCGCUUUGCUUCUGCGAUGUGAUGCGAUCCGAUGUGAUGCGAUCCGAUGCGACCUCGAAUGUCGAGCCUUGAGUUGCAUAACUCGACCCUCCUCUCUCUCUCUCUCUCUCUCACACACACACACACACAUACACACACGCAAGUAUCACCAAGUUUGCCCAAAUGAAACAGAAACGAAUACAAAUUUUACGUAACAC